Molecule: messenger RNA, 1371 nt
Organism: Cucurbitaria berberidis CBS 394.84
Lineage: Eukaryota; Fungi; Ascomycota; Dothideomycetes; Pleosporales; Cucurbitariaceae
Exons: 1
Coding region: 55-966 (303 amino acids)
Source: RefSeq, a predicted model, not a curated record
AACGAUACGCUGCACGUAGACUUGCAGUUAUACUUCUAACGAACUCCUGUUACAAUGGUGCUACACGGUCUCGUUCCAAAACCCCUUCCCGCCGGCGACUUCGUUGUUGGCCAGCUACUCGUACACCCUCUCCACCCCGAGCGAGACUCCUUCUACCCCGACAAGGCCCACGCAGAGGUCGACGACCUCAACGACUUCCACAUUCAGCUUCGCUAUAAGGACAUCUUCUCGGUCGAUACCGAGGGUCGCUUCCUGACAAAUUAUGGCGCAAAGUUCGAUCUCGGAAAGAUAUACAGGCAGCCGAACCUGCUGACGGUUAAGGCGGAGCAGAUGAUCCAGCGCAACAGCCAAUACCCCUCGCAGGCAUUCCAAGCUGUAUGUAAUGACCCAGAAGCUAGGACUUGGAUAUACGAGCAGGUCAAGGCGGGCAAACCGCUGUAUGUCAUUCUCGGCCUCACAGAGCUGAAGAAUGCUGUCUUCAAACGCGCCAAACUUCACGACUCAGGCGCGUCGAAACGUCUCAACGAGAUGCCGAUCGAGAGAGACGCCAAAGUCCCUAGAACUCUGCGCGGCAGAUCAGAGUCGAACCUUGGGGGACUAGGUACCGAACCACAUAUAUCUGGCGUGUUUGGUAUGGAUGUGAGACGCGUGCAGGCGAGGGUCACUACUCCUGCGGAGCCUCAUGCUCUGGAAGAUCUAAAAUAUCGAUGGAUUUAUUAUGAUGUUCCGAACAGCGCGAACAAGGAGCAGCUUAUGAUUGGCCUGGGCGAGGAGCUCAAGGCUAAUGAUCUUCGCCUGAUGCUUGAUCUGAGCGAGGAGGAUGUGCAGGGGAACCUCGACGCCAUAAGCCAGCUCAGCCUUGAUGCGAUGAGCGCUGCUGCGAGCCCGAUGUUACGCCCCAGCGAGCCAGCGCUGCGAGGACGCUCACCUUCUCCCAACCCGGCGAUGCUACGACACCUUUCCUAGAGCUACCUUCUUUCCACCACGAGUCGACCGUCGCGUGAACUACGAGCAACAUGAAAAUACAGCUGGCAUGAGCAUGCGAGUUCAAAAUACAUCAUAGACUUGACAGCAUUCCUGCGACGAUAUAUCAUCAAUAUUACGGCCUAUCUACACAGUUUCUAUACCCUUCGAGUAUGUUUAAGUAAUACAUCUUGAGCUUCGCACACUUUCAUACGCAUUCAAUCUCUGCUCUUCCACUUGGCAUGCACCGCAAACUUUCGGUUUCCAAUUGCAAUUGCUGGCAUCUAGUGUGUAUUUCAAAUGUUUGCUGUUCCCCCAUAGUUCAACGCCCCAUAGCAUUCGGCCACUACUGCCCGUCCAUGCGUCAACUAAUGGGGAUGCUCCACACUCAUGCCGAUCGUUACCCCA